AGAACCCCACUUCCUGAGAAGAAGGAUCCACUCACCUUGUGCUCCAACUGCCACUCUCUUAACUGUCACUCAGAACUUGGCCUCUAAGUUCUACUACCUCCCUGGCUGCUUGGAUGGCUGCUGGCUCAGGAGUCAGGAGAGCUUGAGGAGUAGGGCACCAUAGACACCACCUUGGUUACUUGAGCAUCUUUUAGUGACCUUCAGCUUCAUGUGAAGAUUCCUUCCAUAGAAGAGCUCCAGACCUUGUCAUAGAGGGAAAUAGUUCUUUUGCCUUCAAAAUGAAAAUAGACAUGGAGGUCAGUGAUCCAGUCGACUUUAGCUCUGGAGAUCAUCAACAUCUGGUUAAUAAAGCAGCAAUUAAAGGUAAUCCCGGUAGACUGGAUCAGCCCUUCACAACUUCAUCUGGAGACAGUCCACAAGGAGCCAUAAAAUACUCAUAUCCAAGGAGUAGAGAUGGAACAAAUACCUAUGCAGUACAAAUUUCUGAGGAUGUUACCCCCUCAAGUGAGAACAUAAUUCAAUCCAGUCCCUUUGAAACCACAUCCAUUCGUAGAGGUUUCAUUGUGAAAGUGUUUGUGGUUCUGUCCGUUCAACUGUUCAUCACUGCAGCGAUCAUCAGCAUCUUUGUUUUCUGCAAAGCUGUAAGAAAGUGGGUCAUCGCCACGCCCGAGUUCCUGUAUGCACUCUUCCCUGCGAUCCUGAUUGUGAUGAUUAUACUUGCUUGCUGUAGGGAUAUCCGGCGCCAAGUGCCCAUGAACUACAUUCUCCUGACAUUCUUUACAAUUCUGGAAGGCCUGCUGCUAGGAAGCAUUUCAGUCUUCUACAGAGUGGAAGAGAUACUAUGGGCCAUAGGAGCCACCACUGUGGUGACAUUAGUGCUCACUUUGUUUGCGCUACAAACAAAAUGGGAUUUUACCCUGCUAAAUGGAGUGAUGUUUGUUUUCACCACCGUGCUACUGAUCUACGGGAUUAUUUUGCUUGUGGUUCAAUCAUACUGGUUGCAUCUGGUGUACUCAGCACUUGGAACGCUGUUCUUCUCCAUGUACCUGGUGAUGGACGUGCAGAUGAUGGUGGGGGGGCACUACCAUUAUGUGAUAGACCCUGAAGAGUACAUUUUUGCUGCUCUGAACAUCUACGUGGACAUCAUCAACCUUUUCGUUUUCAUUUUGGACCUGAUUGGACGAUAGCUGAUGGCCAAAGCUGGCUAAGGCUCAGAAGAGGAAAGAUGGGACAACACCUGUGGUAUGUCACCAGGCUCAGGCGUGCAGCGGUGACCACUCAUAGGCCCUUUCGAUAGUCAUUUAUUUAUCAAUUUAUCUGUCUAUGUCAAAAGAAACUAAGAAUUCAGUAGAUGGUAGCUGUAGCUGUUAAAAUUUUGUUUCCCUUGUCAUAUGGCAAAACUUUCUUACUCAUAUUGAAACAUUGUGGAUUCCUAUACAUUCAGCAAAGGAGAAUCCUAGUUAUAAGCUGACGUACAUUUAGAAGGUCCCCACUGCUGUGCUGAGGUUUUUCCGGGUACAACUUAAAGCUGUAAGCACCAGCUCUACAAAAAUAAAAGCUGAUUGUAGAAAACCUCCAA
Mastomys coucha (southern multimammate mouse) is the source of this 1579-nucleotide messenger RNA. Its product is annotated as protein lifeguard 2-like. Gene Ontology annotation, cellular component: membrane. The transcript has 11 exons. The record is from RefSeq and is a predicted model, not a curated record. Bases 279 to 1187 code for a protein of 302 amino acids. NCBI's taxonomy places the organism in Eukaryota, Metazoa, Chordata, Mammalia, Rodentia, Muridae.